Messenger RNA from Prionailurus viverrinus (fishing cat), 3506 nucleotides. It is a transcript of the gene HOXC5, whose product is annotated as homeobox C5. Gene Ontology annotation, molecular function: RNA polymerase II cis-regulatory region sequence-specific DNA binding; DNA-binding transcription factor activity, RNA polymerase II-specific. Lineage: Eukaryota; Metazoa; Chordata; Mammalia; Carnivora; Felidae. Gene Ontology annotation, cellular component: nucleus. The record is from RefSeq and is a predicted model, not a curated record. Gene Ontology annotation, biological process: embryonic skeletal system morphogenesis; regulation of transcription by RNA polymerase II; anterior/posterior pattern specification. The transcript is spliced from 2 exons. The coding region runs from base 1938 to 2606 and encodes 222 amino acids.
CGAGCAGCCCCCCGGGCCCGCGCCAGGCCGACUGUUGCGAAACGUGGCGGAGGCGGAGAGCCGAGGGGAAAGAGAAGACCGCGGGAUUUGAGCCCUUCCGCAGGGAUUGAGCGAUUCAAGGACAUCUCGAAAAAGAAAGCCUGGAAACUGAGCCUGCUCUGGGACUCCUGACAGGGCUGGGACAAAAUUCCUUCUUCCUUACAACCCCAGUCCCAAUCUGCUUCCUUCCUCCUUCUUCUCCCCUCAAACUCGGCGAGUGAGGAGCGCAGCCAGACUCUACCCUAACCCUUUCCCCAGCUCAGGCCUUCUCUCCUUAAGCCCAGACAGAGAAACCUGAGUGGACCUAGGGGGUGAGGUGGUGAGGGGGUCUCCCGGAGGGAAAAAAUCCGCCAGAGUUUUCCAGACCUUCCAGAUCCCCGCCAGCGCCCCCUCCAGCGCCUCCGCCAGCGGGGGGGCAGGAGGGGGGCUUCUCCUGGCAGGGGCGGGGAUUUCCUGGGGAGAGGCAGGCAAGAAAGAAUAAGACUUGGGGCUAGGGGAGGGGGUUCGGAAAGGGGCCGAAUGGCUGCGGAGCCCCUGGCCACAGGCUGUGAAGGUUGCCCAGGCGCCUGACCUGCCCACCUCCCCCAUCCCCCACCCCCAGCCAGGUCCUUUACACGCCUCCAAAUAGCUCAGAAAUUGCUCUCCUGUGGACCUUCUGUAUCUAGGUCCCUGGAAAACCUGUUCCAGAGGCAUUUUCCAAAAAGGGCACAAAACAGGCCUUUUCCUCUGCCAUGCUCAUAUAUUUGUGGAAGCUUGAAUCUUGCUUCUUUAUGCCCUCAAUUAACAUCUAUUUUCUAUCUCAAAUAUCUGGCAAAGGUACCACAUGAGGAUCAUGCAUAGGGAUACAGAGCAGUCCUCCAAGCCCAUUGUGUCUGGUUACACACACACACACACACACACACACACCCAAACACACACACACACACACACACACACACACACACACACAGAAUUGCCUUUUGCCACUCUGGAGUCCAAACAUGGUGAGGUCUACCCAACUCCCCCUGUAUCCUCACCUCCAGGAUCAUCCCAGAGUUCCCAGGACUCUCAGAUUUGUGACCCUCAACCCCCCCUAUCCAGUUCUGCCUACCCAGGACCCCUUCUUCUCUGGACAUCCUGUCCACCUCUCCAGGGACUGGGUUCACUUCCCCAUGCUGACAGUCACCUCCUCAGCAGUAGCAGGGCCUUGGGGCCUCCAAGGAGAGGGACUUCAACACUUAGUUUAGAGAAACUGAGAUAAAUCCCCUGGGAUCUCCAGCCUGGGCAGAUUCCACCCCCCCCCCCCAAAUCUCCUUCCCUCAGCCAUUUUUGGAGAUUGAAAGGCUCUGGGGGUGGGGAGGACAGAGAUAUCCGUUAGUUUUUGUAUCCUAAAUGAGGCCUCAUCUUUUCUUAAAAUUAAACACAAUUUAAAAGGCCAUUUCAAGGGUUUGUUGCAGGAACAACCAGCUUCUCCUCUACAUGGUAGAAAAUCCAGCGGUCUGAAGGCGAGCCGAGAAGCCAGGCUGCAAUUCCUCCAAGUAGGCACCAGGUGUCGCUGUGGGCUCGUUGUCCCGGCUACCCCCCAAUUCCAAGAACCAUUUUUUUUCUCCCCCUUCUCUCUCUUUCUCUCUCACUCCCUCUCCCCCUUGGUUGGGCUUUGCCAACAUAUCAAGAUGCGUUUCGCCGGCUUCCAUCACUAACCUCCCGGAGGUCAUCAAGCCAAAUUUAUGAGUGGCCGCUCGAGUCACGUGACUCUAUUUAAGGCUCCCUUAUUUGGGAAGAGCGCAUAGGAUAAAGAAAGAGAUAUCUCCACCUAUAAAUUGUGCACUUUGGAGAACAAAAAAACCCUCAACUUCAAAGAGUCACAAAUCACCCUUAAUCAAAAAGGGUGCAGAAAUUUUUUUUGGGCCCUCCCCGCCAUGAGCUCCUACGUAGCCAAUUCAUUCUAUAAGCAGAGCCCCAAUAUCCCUGCCUAUAACAUGCAAACUUGUGGGAACUAUGGAUCGGCCUCAGAGGUGCAGGCAUCCAGGUACUGCUACGGUGGAUUGGACUUAAGCAUCACUUUCCCACCGCCUGCGCCUUCCAACUCUCUCCACGGGGUAGACAUGGCUGCCAACCCCCGGGCUCACCCCGACCGCCCCGCCUGCAGCGCCGCGGCCGCUCCGGGACACGCUCUGGGCAGAGAUGAAGCGGCUCCUCUGAACCCCGGGAUGUACAGUCAGAAGGCGGCUCGCCCAGCGCUGGAGGAGCGAGCUAAGAGCAGUGGGGAGAUCAAAGAGGAGCAGGCGCAGACAGGGCAGCCCGCCGGACUGAGCCAGCCACCGGCCCCGCCACAGAUUUACCCGUGGAUGACCAAACUGCACAUGAGCCACGAGACGGACGGCAAGCGGUCCCGAACCAGUUACACGCGCUACCAGACUCUGGAACUGGAAAAAGAAUUCCACUUUAACCGCUACCUCACUCGCCGCAGGCGCAUAGAGAUCGCCAACAACUUGUGUCUCAACGAGAGACAGAUCAAGAUCUGGUUCCAGAACCGCAGGAUGAAGUGGAAGAAAGAUUCCAAAAUGAAAAGCAAAGAGGCCCUUUAGAGGCAGCGGGGAGGCCCGCAGAUAGCGCCCUGAGCCCGCUUUGGUCCCUGCGCCUUUCCUUUUCGGUUUUCCGCUCUCUAUAUUUUGGGGCAAGGGCGGGGGCUGCAGCACCGGCUCCGGGGCCUCACAGACAAAAGCGCUUUUCCUUGGCAUUCCGCAUCCCCACCGACCCCAGGUUCCCGCGGGGCUGCCCGCGCUGCCCGGACUCCCCUCAGUUCUGCUUAGCACCGGGGGGGCCCAGGGCAAGCUCCGCAGGGGCUCUCCAGAGGGCUGUGGUAUAUCGGCUGGUGCCGAAGGAACCCUGGCCUGGGCCGCCUCUCAGGCUUCCAGCCCCAGAGCGGCCUGCCGGAGUUAAGGUCGGCCUUGCGGGCGCCCCAGGCCCCGCGCCCCGACCCUCCAGCCUCCCCUCUCCUUUGUUCCUGGCUUAGGCUGGCCAGGCGGCUGCGGGCUGGCGAGAGUGGUUGUGCCUGGCGGAGUCCGGCGCCAGACUCGGGGUGCUUCGUUGUAGCGACUAAACUCCUUGUUUGGUUUUUAAAUGAUUUGCAUAUGAAAGGGGGGAAUGACUGUAGGUCCGCCUAGGGUCCCCUCGGUUGCCCUCGGCUCUCCAAACCUUCUCCCCCAUCCCUAAGCCCGGUAACCUCUCCAGCCUGCGCCCUCUGCAUGUCCUCUCAGGUCCUCCCCACCCCACCCCCGCCGCAGACCAUUAGCUAGCUCAACUAUUGGGGUUCCUUGCCACUGGACCCCAGCAAGCAGUCCUAGAGGCUCCUGGCUGCCCAGUAGUCCCUGCCACGACUUUCUGUGCCCUCUUGCCCCCUCGCUGUUGUCCAACUAUUUAUUGACUCCAGGUCUUUCCUGAAACUAUAUUUUGUCAUAUCAAAUAAAGACAAAGAGAGAACAGGA